Peniophora sp. CBMAI 1063 is the source of this 1479-nucleotide messenger RNA. The record is from the annotation of a GenBank genome assembly. Lineage: Eukaryota; Fungi; Basidiomycota; Agaricomycetes; Russulales; Peniophoraceae.
AUGGUCAAGCCCGUGCUCGCUCUUCUAAGCGUCGUUGGUGUAGCGCUCGGCUCGUCCCCGUCGCAGUGGACGACCGGUGACGCGUGGAGUGCGUACGACGCGCCGGCCGACGGCUUCUCAGCGGUCGGCGCGCUUAGCGCGGUUCAGACAAGCGCGUUCACGUCGUUCUCGCAUCCUCUCUUCCCCAAAUACAGUGCGCGCAUCAAGCAGACUGAGUGGUGCGAUAGUACCGUGAAUGCGUAUACGGGUUACAUCGACAUUGAGGCUCGGCAUCUCUUCUUCUACUUCUUUGAGAGCAGGAGCAAGCCCUCUGAAGACCCUGUAGUCCUGUGGACCAAUGGCGGUCCGGGAUGCUCUUCUUCACUCGGUCUUCUCAUGGAGCUCGGCCCCUGCCGCGUCACCAACGCUACGGGCAAGCCCGAAUUCUUCGCGGAGGGGUGGAACGACCAAGCCAACGUCUUCUUCAUCGACCAACCCAUCAACGUCGGAUACAGCUACUCUCAGUUCGGCGAGACGGUUUACACUACUGAGGAGGCAGCGAUCGAUGUGGCGAAGUUCGUAUUCUUGUUCUUCGAGAACUUCCCGCAGUUCAAAGGGCGCGCGUUCCACAUGGCUGGUGAAUCCUACGGCGGUCGCUACAUCCCCUUGUUUGCAGCAGCUGUCUACGACCAGAACGCACUACUUGAAGCCAACGGAUACGACACUAUCAAUCUUGCGUCCGCUAUCAUUGGCAACGGCAUGACCGACCCGGCUAGCAUGGUCGAGUCGUACUACGACAUGACGUGUACAGCGGCUUCUGUCUUCCCUGUUCUGCCUAUCAGUACCUGUGUGCGGAUGAAGAAGGCGCUCCCGCGAUGCCACAAGUGGGUCAAAGAAGCCUGCAUCGACCAGUUCGACUCCAUGAACUGUGAAGCUGCGAGCGCCUUCUGCUCCUCAGAGAUCACGGCGCCGUACUUCGCGACUGGUCUGAACUACUAUGAUAUCAGCCAGCCUUGCGAGGAUAGGGCCAACCUUUGCUACUCUGUCACAGCUGAGAUCUCCGGCUACCUCUCCCGCCCCGAUGUCCGUGAGAUGCUGGGUGUCGAUAGCCACGUCCCGCCGGUGUUCUCCUCCUGCAACAACGACAUCAACGCGGGUUUCCAUGCAGCAGAUGAUAGCUUACGCGCAUCAACGGCACAAGUUGGAGCUCUCCUCGAGCGUGGCGUGCGAGUGCUGAUCUACGUCGGCACAUACGACUGGAUCUGUAACUGGGUCGGCAAUGAAAGAUGGACGAGAGCUCUGGAGUGGUCUGGGCAGCAGGCGUUCAAUGCUGAGCCUAUGCGCAACUGGACCGUCGGCGAGGAGAAAGCUGGCAUCACGCGUUCGGCGAAGGGCUUCACCUUCGCUACUGUGGACGCUGCUGGACAUAUGGUCCCGUAUGAUAAGCCCAAGCAGGCGCUGGCCAUGGUCAACCGCUGGCUCAAUGCUACAUCGCUCUGA